ACCGUGCAGAGAGUUCAGGUGCAAAGACCAUCCGGUGCUCCUGUGAGAGGACGAGAAGGAGGACAGAGAAGUCAGGGCUGCUCCCAUCAGGCAGGUCCUAGGAGCCCAGGAUCCAGGGGGUCUUCGGGGCUUUGCUCAGGCCAGGAACCUAGGAGGCCAGGAGGCCAGCUGGUGGACCAAGGCGCCAAAGGGCUUUGUUGUCAGAAACGUAUCCCAGCGGCGAGCAGGGGCAUGGACCAUAGUGAGGGGGUUACCCAAGCCUCAGCUGGCACUGUGGUGCCUCAGGAGCUGCUGGAAGAAAUGCUUUGGUUUUUUCGGGUAGAAGAUGCCUCUCCUUGGAAUUAUUCCAUCUUUGCCCUGAUGGCCAUGGUGAUCGUGAUAAGCAUGGUCCUCCUGGGAAGGAGCAUCCAGGCAAACAAAAAUCAGAAGAAACUUGGGAAAAACAAACGAAAAGAACAAGCUCCAGAAAUCCAGUAUUUGGCUGAAGCCGGAACCAAAGAUAACAACAACCUGAACAUCUUAAGAGAGGCUUCACUCUCAGAAAAGUCAGAUUUAGUCCAGGCAGAAAUUAAAUUAAGAGAGAAAGGUGUGUCACUGGUGCUCCUUCCAGACCCACAAGAAUCUGAGAGCUAGUGAGAGUUCAGUGCAGUGCCCCCAUGUGGUCAGCAGAAAAAUGAACGAACGGUCGUCAAACCGAAAUUCUGUUAUGAAAAAAAAAACCUUUUUAUUAAAAUGGUUUGGUAAGUG
Messenger RNA from Manis pentadactyla (Chinese pangolin), 747 nucleotides. It is a transcript of the gene SLC51B, whose product is annotated as solute carrier family 51 subunit beta. The transcript is spliced from 4 exons. Bases 232 to 633 code for a protein of 133 amino acids. Gene Ontology annotation, biological process: bile acid and bile salt transport. Lineage: Eukaryota; Metazoa; Chordata; Mammalia; Pholidota; Manidae. Gene Ontology annotation, molecular function: transmembrane transporter activity; protein heterodimerization activity. Gene Ontology annotation, cellular component: plasma membrane. The record is from RefSeq and is a predicted model, not a curated record.